Molecule: messenger RNA, 2340 nt
Organism: Macrosiphum euphorbiae (potato aphid)
Lineage: Eukaryota; Metazoa; Arthropoda; Insecta; Hemiptera; Aphididae
Source: the annotation of a GenBank genome assembly
AUGUUUUCGUCGUUAAAGUUUUCCACGCUGCGGUCGAAGAAACACACGUCUCCGAAGCAAACCGCGCCACACCGGAAGUCCACGAGCAAAUGUAAGGAGCCUACACGGCUUCUGGACAAGGUGUGUUCGACUCAGAAAAGCGAAGACAAACGAAUGGUCUCCAAGCACGCAAUUUACGAGUCCAGCAACUACACGGAUCAAUAUCAGUAUGUGAAGCACAAAAUCAUCGACGUGUUCAUCGAACGGGAAGACGGUAGUCUAGGGAUAGUGCUGCGUGGUGGUGCACAUCCGGACCCUGACAUGUGCAAGCCGUUGACCGUGACGCACGUCAGACCCGAUGGACCUGCCGACAGAGAAGGCACAAUUAAGGUCGGUGAUCAUUUAUUAGCCGUCGACGGUGUUUCAUUGAAUGGCUUGAUAUUGGCUGACGCUGAUGCAAUACUCAGACAGUCGGACGGAGCAUGCCGAUUGACCGUGCGAUACCAAGUAUCAGCGGCGGAUCGAGUCGGUAACACCACUUGUCCAAUGUUGGUUGAAGUUGAAAGUCCAAGACCACACCAAUUGGGUUUAACUCUGACAAACACGAUCAAUAAUAGCGCGGUCGUAGUUGACCACGUAAAACCUGGUAGCAUUGCCGAGCGAUGCGGUGCUAUAUUUCCUGGUGACCAGAUAGUGGCCGUCAAUGACACGAGGGUGGCCGGGUUAAGGACAGCUGCCAGUGAUGUGUACAAACUGUUACGGACGUGUGGAGGAGCUCAGUCCACUCUCAGACUAGAAAUAAUACCAGCAUUUACCACAGACUUAAUACACGCCGAAUAUUGCUCGUCGUACGAUUCUCGUCAACAUUUGUACUCCGUAUACGAAGAUCCCAUCGAUCCGGUAGUUUGGGAACCAACGGAAACGCACAACGUGGUACGAGUAGAUUACACUAUAUUGACAUUGGUGGCAGACGAAAAUGGUCGGUUCGGAAUGGACAUUCGAUCCAAUAACUUGGCACUCGUCGUUUGUUAUAUUGAACCGGGAGGACCCACUGACAGGACCGGUUGCGUGCAAGUUGGCGAUCGUAUACUCUCUGUGAACGGGUGCAAGAGCACCAGUUUCGUGCCAUUAUUCCAGCAACCAUUGCACGAUUUUUUAGGACCCGAAGUAAAAAACGCCUGCAUUAAGGUGGAGUUUGAUAUAACAGACUUUGUAGUUCCCACGUCGGGAGAAUUCACAGUGAAGCUGCUGAAAAACGACUACAGAAGUCUCGGAAUCACGAUAACAGACGAUGGCAACGGGCAAGUGUGUAUUUCGGAAAUCGUACCUGGUUCUAUAGCUCAUCGGUCGGGAACGUUAAAAAUUAGUGAUACGUUGUUGGCUGUGAAUAAUAAAUCACUGAGUGAUUGCACUAGACAAGAAGCAAGUAGUAUACUCCAAGAAGCCGGAGACGUGGUGACGCUGCGAGUACGGACUUCCAAUACAGCGAUAGAUGAUUAUGAAAACGAAGAUGAUUUGGUUCAGUACACAGUAGAACUAUACAAAAAAGGAGAACCUUUGGGUAUUACCAUCACAGGUUCGGAAGAUUCCCGAUUACCAAUUUCUAUACAAGAAUUAUCACCAGGUGGGCUGGCCGACCGGACGGGCGCCAUACACGUGGGCGACCGUCUGCUGGCGAUCAACGGCGCGGACCUGUCCGAGGCGCCGCUGUCCACGGCCAUAGCGCAGCUGCAGAACACCGACGACCGGGUGGUGAUCACCGUUUCGCGACCGCAACCACGGUCGUUGUACACCAGCGCGGGUAUGCUGUCCGGGUCAGCCGCGGCCGCCGAAGACUCGGCCAUCGAGUCGGACACCUGCACCCGGUCGGCGCCCAACUUGCACGAACCGACGCCCGACCGGAUCGUGUUCCGGCACCGGUCCAAGAGUGCUCAGAGGAAGGUGCCGGAGUUCGACAGCGACUAUUUCGGCGGCACCCUCCGCCCGUACUACAUACGCGAGCACGCCGACUACGAUAUCGACAGCAUAUUCAAGAUAGCCGAGAACCAGGACAGGGACGGGCUGCUCGAUUUCGACCUGUUCCAAGUUACUCUAUUCAAGGACACGGUAUACGAAGAUUUCGGUUUCAGUAUAUCGGAUGGUCUGUAUGAGCGAGGAGUGUUCGUCAACAAUAUCAGAAAAGGUGGACCAGCCGAUUUGAGUGGCAUGUUGAAACGAUACGACCGUAUAAUUCAAGUGAACAACACCAGGACAGACGACUCCGACUGCUGCCUGACCGUACCAUUGGUGGCGUCUGCUGGAGACAAAAUCACACUGACCGUAGAAAGACGGAACAACAUGCCGAGAAUUCAAUUUCCUUAG